AUGCUCCAGAAAGGUACAAAAAAGUGUUUUCUUCUUUAUCAAUUUUUUGAGAAUCUCGUUGAUCACGCAAAAAAGACGAAUAUCACCGUUUUCGACUUCUUCAACAAAGACGCCACUGUCUUUCAAGGACUGCGCUCCGAUUUCUGGCAAAUAACGGACAUCUUCGAAAGCAAAAGCUGGAGCAUCGAAAAUGAAGAUUUCGAGGAAGAAGGCACUCCUGAAACUCAUGUUCUUCUUUUCGAAAACAGCGAAUAUCCUGACUACACAGGAGCCUCAUCUUCCGACUUCUGGGAUCGUAGAAAACGACGAAGUGGCGAUUUUGAGGGAGAAGUUCAGCAUCGAGGAUUCGAAGAGCCUCUCUGGGUUCCUGGUUCUCAAGCGACAAUUACGUUCAUCAGCGACGAGCACAGAGAAUUCAGGGGCUUUGAAUUUGAAAUUACGGCCAAUAAAAUGAACGUUAUUCAGAAUCAAGCAGAGAAAAUCUUCUCCGCGCUGUCGGAUGAUCUCAAAUGGAAAGAUCGUUUCGUCAACCGGCUGACGAAAAUCCUCACUUUGGCCAACAGUUCUUACACAGGAGAAAAAUGCGCCGAAGAAAAUGGCUUUGAAAAUGAAAUUCCAAGCGACCUCAUUUUCGACGCGGAAGACACGUGUCCUCUAAAUGACCAGGUGAACCAAGCGCUGAAUUCAUUUGCCAAAAGUUGGGCUUGCCAAGGAAGCGGAAAAGUCUACAAGCAGAUCAUCAAUAAAGCCGCGAAAAUCAAAACAUUUUUCGACAGAAAAUUCAACUGCUAA
Molecule: messenger RNA, 792 nt
Organism: Oikopleura dioica
Lineage: Eukaryota; Metazoa; Chordata; Appendicularia; Copelata; Oikopleuridae
Source: the annotation of a GenBank genome assembly